This is a messenger RNA of Bactrocera neohumeralis, 1943 nucleotides long. RefSeq names its product transcription factor grauzone-like. Gene Ontology annotation, cellular component: nucleus. The record is from RefSeq and is a predicted model, not a curated record. Bases 77 to 1849 code for a protein of 590 amino acids. Gene Ontology annotation, molecular function: zinc ion binding; DNA-binding transcription factor activity, RNA polymerase II-specific; RNA polymerase II transcription regulatory region sequence-specific DNA binding. The transcript is spliced from 4 exons. Gene Ontology annotation, biological process: regulation of transcription by RNA polymerase II. Lineage: Eukaryota; Metazoa; Arthropoda; Insecta; Diptera; Tephritidae.
UUUGUAGUAUUAAAACAAAAAUAUUAAGAAUUACACUUUAUAAAAUCAUAAUUAACUUUUCAUUUUAUAAAAACGGAUGAUGUUUGACAAACUGUCCUGUUUAUUAUGCUUGGAAAAAAACAAUGUUUCAAACGGUCAAAUAAAUAUUGAAUCUGAUGAUCCGCAAGCAGUAAAAGCUCGCGCGAUGGUUGAACAACAUUUCAAGGAAGAGCUCAGCAUGAAGCCGUACCUUACAAACAAAGUGUUAUGUCAACAAUGCUGGGAACUGUUACUAUCAUUUCAUGAAUUCUAUGUGCGCGUACAAAACGCUCACUUGACGGCAACUAACACGCUAAAGUCCUUGCAAGAGUUAGAGAUAGCGGUUACUGAAAUAAAAAUGGAACCUGAUGCAUUAGACGAGCUGGCUUCGCCCCCAAAACGUCGUCGGGGGCGACCGCGGCGAGAAAAGCCGAACGAACAUGUUUUGGAAUCACAGCCAUCAAUUGUUUUAAAAGAGUGCAGUGUUCGGAUUGAACCACUAACUUUUCCUUAUAACAGUAACAUCAACAAAACCGAAGAUAAAAACUUGGAGUUUUUGGAAGUUAAGAGUGAGGUAAUACCUGAUGAAAAUGAAUCUAUUGAUCCAAUUUAUUCACCACAAAUGUCUAAUAAUGAGAGCGAAUCAGGAAUUGCGGUAGUACCUACCAGUCCUGCAAAGAACUUAGAAACCGGUGCGCCACAAAAACAGAAAACAGUCCGUACCAAGAAGAGGCAAAAACGAAAGCGUACCGAGAAAAAUAGUAAGGCAUUAAAUACAGGAAUUAAAAAUGAAUUAAACACGCAACGAAAUAAAACAUCGGAUUAUGAUGAGUUUAUUGCCAAAAAUUUUAAACUAACAUGCGCUCUUUGCGAAAACCCACUAGAAAACUUUAGAGAACUUAAAAUACAUUUUCGGGAAGAGCAUCAGACUAAUGGAUAUGUGAAAUGUUGUGGUAAAAAACUAAUUAGACGUGGCGUACUUGUUGAUCAUAUAAAAUUUCAUACCAACCCAGAAUACUUCAAAUGCGAACAUUGUGAAAAACUGUUUGCCGAUGGGCGUGGCCUUGAGGCGCAUCUUCAAUUUUCACACGGUUCUAGAGAACGUAUUUAUCGCUGUGAUAUUUGUUCCAAAGGAUUCUUUCGUCGUGAAUUACUCACUCGGCACUACGUUAUACACGCACCUGAAGAACAGAAGAACAUCAAAUGCCCUCAGUGUGAGAAGACGUUCUGCUAUAAAUACAAUAUGCUACAGCAUUUAAAAAUAGUUCAUCUACAUUCGUAUUCGAAAAUAUGUGACAUUUGUGGAAAAUCCUUCCAUGGAGGUGAAGCAUUCCGCCGGCAUCAGCAGGAGCACGCUGGUAUACCAAGAUUACCGAUUAAGUGUGAAUUAUGUAAUGCUGAACUGACGACAAAGUAUGGUUUAGCACGGCAUAUGAAAGUAAUGCACACGGAGGAAUAUCAAACACCUCAAGUUUGCCCAGUAUGCUCUAAAAUAUCACCGUCUCUCCGCGCACAUCAUACCCAUUUUAAAUUUAUGCAUGCCACCGAGAAAAAACACUCCUGCAAAAUGUGUGACAAAGCUUUUAAACGACCCAAAGACUUACGAGAACAUAUGACAACUCAUACCGGAGAAGUUCUAUAUACGUGCACAUUUUGUCCACAAACAUUCAACUCGAAUGCGAAUAUGUAUGCACAUCGAAAGCGAAAACAUCCUAAAGAAUGGGCUGAAAAAUGUGCAAAGCGAAAUACUUCUAUAGGAAUGGGACAACAGAUACAAAAGGACUUAGAAUCCAUAAUCGAAUCAGUAAAAGAUACGGAUGAAACAAAUUAAAUGGAGAAGCCCAUCAACAUUAAGAAUCAUUAAAUGUUGAUUGUAUUUUUAAUAAUGCGUAUAAAAAUAUACAAAUUCUAUAAAAACUUUUAAA